GCAUUUGGGAAGAUAGCGGCAAAGCACGGUCACGUGACGGAAAAACCAGGAAGUCAAACAGAAAGUGGUCGGCGAGCUCAAGUUAAGGCUUGAUAUCAAGAUACAUUUAACGCAUAACAAAUGGACACGGGAGCUAACAACGUCAAUCAAGACUGUGCCCGAAAGUUGCAAAUGGCAACUACAGAAAAACUGAGAAAAUUCAACUGUUUGCGCGGUCGAGAGGUCGCACGCGGUGAGUUUUGGGACACGGUGGUCGUGACUGCGGCGGACGAGAAGCAGAAAGAUGCUUAUGAGCUUCAGAUUAGGUUGAAAGUGGACCGGAAAGAACUCCCGCUUGGAGUUCACUAUAUGGUCUUCUCGGAUCCACCCGGGUGUAAAAUAGGCAACGGCGGCUCCACUCUGCACGCUCUCCAGCGCCUCAGUGACAUCCAUGGCAAGACUCUUUGCAGGAUGAGAGUCAUCCUGAUCCAUGCAGGUGGCUGGAGUCAGCGCCUGCCCAGUGCCAGUGCCCUCGGGAAGAUCUUCACCGCCAUGCCGCUGGGUGAGCCCCUCUACCAGAUGCUGGAGCUCAAACUGGCCACGUAUGUGGAUUUCCCCUGUCGCAUGAAGCCCGGCGUGCUGGUAACCUGCGCCGACGACAUCGAGCUCUACAGCGUCGCCGGGCACGAGAGCGUCGCGUUCGACAAGCCGGGCUUUACGGCUUUAGCCCACCCCUCCCCGCUUUCCAUCGGCACCACCCACGGCGUGUUUGUUUUGAAGCCGCGUGAGGACUCCGAAUGGUCUGAAAUGGAAAACCGAACCUGCUUGCGCUUCCUUCACAAACCAAGCAUUGCUACGAUGCGAAACAUGGGCGCCGUUUGUCAAAGGACGAGCGAUUGUUUUCCUCUAUCUGACGCCGAGUUUGUCUACACGGACAGCACCUACUAUGUGGACUUUGAUACGUCGCAGCGUCUCCUCGGCGUGCUCGGGGAGGUCGGACCGUUGGAGUGCGAGAUUGACGCGUACGGCGAUUUCCUGCAGGCGUUAGGCCCGCUGGCCUCCGUAGAAUAUACCCGCAACACGGCUAACGUCACCAAAGAGAACGACGGUCUGGUGGAAAUCCGCCAGAAGAUUUUCCGGAUUCUUCGCGGGACGCCGCUUAACGUGAUCCUACUGAAUAACUCCAAGUUUUAUCACAUCGGGACCACGACGGAAUACCUCUUCCACCUCACCGGGGAUGAUGCUCUGAAGAGCCAGCUGGGUCUCCGUCCUUCUGCAUUCAGUGUGCACCCGAAUGCAAAGCCAGAUGCGGCGUUCUGCGUGAUGCACAGCGUCCUGAGUCCAAGUUGUUCUGUGGGGGCCGGAUCGGUGCUGGAGUACUCCAGACUGGGAGAGGGCGUGUCAGUCGGUCGGGAUUCAGUGAUCAGCAGCUGCUGGGUCGGUCCCGGUGCCUCGGUGCCUGAUGGGGUCUUCAUGCAUUCGCUGUGCGUGACCCAUCGGGACAAAACUGGCUUUGUAACCGUCGCCUUCGGAAUUCACGACGACUUGAAAAGCUGCGUGACAGCUUCCGCCUCCAUGGAGGCGUUGACUCUUUUGGGCGUGACUCUUGAAGCCUGCGUGUCCCUCUGGGGACUGGACCGCCGUGACUUGCGGUUCUCCGACGAUGCGUCCGGCUGUAGUUUGUGGACCGCUUGUUUGUUUCCCGUUUGCGAGGACCAAGAACGCUCGUUCUCCGCGACGCUCGACAUGUUGCGAGCCGUCCUGGGCGGAAGCGCCUGCCCCUUACCCAAGGACGUCGAACGAAUAUCCGUGCACGAAGCUCUGCAGUGGAAGAACCUGCAGGUGAUGCUGGACUUCAGAAAGGGGCUCUAUGAUGACAUCACACAGAGAUCAUGAAGCGGUUAUGAGUUCAUUCGUUGAGUUCGAAUCUAUCCGUUUUCGACCGCUUGUCCUCUUCGGAGUCGUAGGUGAACUGCAGUCUUUGGGCAAGAGGCGAGUCUCAAGGGAAAAAUGUUAGUCGACGAGAGACGGGACAAGCACUUUGAGGCUCAUGAGACAUAUAAUUGAAUAAACUCUUGAAUGCAAGGAGACGGCUCAAACGCAACCUGA
Molecule: messenger RNA, 2088 nt
Organism: Hippocampus comes (tiger tail seahorse)
Lineage: Eukaryota; Metazoa; Chordata; Actinopteri; Syngnathiformes; Syngnathidae
Gene: fpgt
Product: fucose-1-phosphate guanylyltransferase
Exons: 4
Coding region: 121-1875 (584 amino acids)
Molecular function (GO): transferase activity, transferring phosphorus-containing groups
Source: RefSeq, a predicted model, not a curated record